AUGGAAAGAAAGGAUGGAAAAGAGGGUCAAGAUAUUUAUGUCACUGGCCUCAGACCAAGGCUAGAGAUAAGGUGGUUCGUUCGGUCACUAAUGCCCCUCCAAGACGGACAAUCAUUUGUGAAAGGAGGAUGGUUGGCCUCUGGAGAAAUCACAAUUAAGGAGGUAGUUGCUGUGAACUUGCCAUGGAAAUGGUUCACCCAAGUUGGAUUACAAUAUUUCGCGGAUGAACUGCCAUUGAUACUAAAAGGCUACGUUGAUGAAGAAAUUAUCCAGGUUGGCGCAGACAGUGAUUUGGUAUCCACUAAAAAACAGCUACUCGGUCAUACACAAAUGGAUAUAGGCAGCCUGUGA
Opisthorchis viverrini is the source of this 351-nucleotide messenger RNA. RefSeq lists its product as hypothetical. NCBI's taxonomy places the organism in Eukaryota, Metazoa, Platyhelminthes, Trematoda, Opisthorchiida, Opisthorchiidae. The coding region runs from base 1 to 351 and encodes 116 amino acids. The record is from RefSeq and is a predicted model, not a curated record. The transcript has a single exon.